Molecule: messenger RNA, 1348 nt
Organism: Talaromyces proteolyticus
Lineage: Eukaryota; Fungi; Ascomycota; Eurotiomycetes; Eurotiales; Trichocomaceae
Product: RmlC-like cupin domain-containing protein
Exons: 1
Coding region: 182-1273 (363 amino acids)
Source: RefSeq, a predicted model, not a curated record
AUUUAAUAUUCACAUUUGAGCUCUCUGCUUUGUAAAUAUUUAUAAGAAGGAAUCAAAUCGUCAUCCGAUAACAAACUCGGAUUUAGAACUCAUCUCGUGUACUAUUCUGCCUCAGCCGAGAACAUUCGACUACCUUCAUCCGCAAGAUCUGCCGCGGCUAUAAAGUCUCUACUCCUCGUUCAUGAAGCUCUUCCUGUCAUUCUCAAUUUGCAUUGCAGCAAUCAUCCUCGCAGCAUCAUAUCAUAAACACCCCACACUACACUCUAUAAUCCACUCACUCACUAACCCCCUCAACACAACCUCCACACAUCAACACACCAUAACCUCCACAACCACCACCACUACCCUACUCCCCUCCACCAUGACCACCGCACGCGGCAUCCGCAUGGCCUUCCAGGCCCUCGAACAAGCCGAAGGCGCCGGCGCGCGCGUGCGCCGCUCCAUCGGGACCGCCAAACUCCGCAACUUCAGCCCCUUCCUGAUGCUCGACCACUUCACAAUCGGCAAAGGCGCGGGGUUCCCAGACCAUCCACACCGCGGCCAAGAAACCAUCACGUACUUGCUCUCUGGCGGCGUCGACCACGAAGACUUCGCCGGCAACCGCGGCACAAUCGGGCCCGGCGAUCUCCAAUUCAUGACGGCCGGCAAGGGCAUUAUGCACGCGGAAAUGCCGCACGAGAAUGAGGACGGAAGCCCCAAUGUCGGCAUGCAGCUCUGGGUCGAUCUACCACAGAAACUGAAAUCCGUGGACCCGCGCUAUCGGGACCUGCGGGCGAGCGAGAUCCCCACUGCCGAGGUCGACGGGGGCAAGGUGAUCAUCAAAGUGAUUUCGGGCCAGUCGCAUGGCGUCGAUUCAGUGCGCGAUCUGGCGUAUACGCCGCUGUGGUUCCUGGAUGUAACGAUUAAACCGGGCGGCCAUGUGAAGCAAGUCCUGCCUGUUGGUUGGAAUGCGUUUGCGUAUACGCUUGAAGGAACGACGGAGUUUGUGACGGAGAGCGCGACGAAGAGUGUUGAGCAGUUCCAUAAUGUGGUGUUCCAGCAAUCAGGUGAUUUUAUCGAGGCGUCUGUGCCAGAAAGUGCGGAAAAGGCCAGCAGGUUUAUACUCGUCGCGGGGAUGCCGCUGGAUCAGGAGGUUGUGCAGUAUGGCCCGUUUGUAUGUACGAGUAAGGAGGAGGUUUAUCAGGCUAUGCUGGAUUUCCAGAGUGCGAAGAAUGGGUUUGAGAAGAGUAUGGGGUGGAGGAGUGAGAUUGGGAAGAGGAUGACUCAAUUUUAACCUGAAUGUAGGAUGUUUUUUUUUUCUGUAUAGAAUGCUGUUACAUACCCCUGUUGUUACAUGAUGUAUUACCAA